AUGGAAGCCGGCGGCCGGGGUCUCCGUCAAGCUCUCACAGAGACACAGGCAAAAACGCAGACGGCAUACCUCUCGAUGCGCGAUCCCGGCAGUCAUAACGAGCUUCGUUUGGCGCUCAGACUUAUAAGUGGCACUCUCCAUAGCCUUUUACUGCUGUUCGACGACUUUGCAGACGGGGAGCACAACACAGCAUCAACACGUCCCGAUCACACCCUCAUCGACUCGUUGGGCGACAUGCUCGACGACCUGACCCAGGCUUGGUCGAGUGACUUUGUAGCACCGGGGAGAGGAACCGAGAUACUGUCACCACCCGAAUUCGCGUCCCAGAUCCGCCAGUUUCACGCACAACUUAGCCCAGCAAUUCACGCCAAUUCUUGGGCAACCCUGCUCGUCUUUCUGUCUACGACCGGGCCUCGUAAACCAUCGCGGAAGCGAGAAACCGAUGAGUUGAACGAUCUGACUUGUGAGGCUUCAGAAACGUCUCCUGAAAAGUGUCUGAAUCUGUUGUUGAGUCCCGAGUUCGAUCGCAAACUGGACAGCUGCUACUCUCACAGGGUUUACGCCGCAGAGAGAGACGCCACGCACCCCGAGUACGUUGUUUGCGCGAAGCUUCUACCCAAAAUAGCCCACUCUUAUCACUGCUCCAUCGAGAACGAGCUCAGGCUGCUUUUCCACCCGAGAAAGUCGGCCAACUUUCUGCAGUGGCUCCUCGAGUAUGCUCGACAAGAAUGGCCAGGCCACUUCAAACCCGCGUCAGGUGCUCUGUCCAUGUCACCUCUUCGUCGGUUGAUGACAGCAGCCUCGGAUGCGUCCGUCAGCACUCUCCACAUCGCCUCUGCCCUCGGUCUGCAUCACGUAUGCAAGGCCCUGAUACACUUGGAGAAGCAGGACGUGAACCAACAAAGUCUCAUGGGAACGCCUCUGUAUUGCGCUUUGCUCGGCCCCACUGCACUUUUCGCUCGUUACGAUGAUCCGGCUCAGCUGGUAGCUGACCGGCGUCCGACCAGCGGUCAGGAGCCGACCCUGCAUGUUCUUCUGGAUGCGGGCGCUACGGGCACGUCGGUCUGGGCUGGGUCUCAACAGGAUAAAGUGUUGUCGCUGGCAACCGUGGCAUUUUUUACGUGUCAGUCGAUAGACGCUCCAGACGCCCUGGUGCGCAUUCUUCGAGCUGGAUUCAGCCGCGACGAUCGGUUCCUUCAGCUGUUCCAUGGGAAGAACUCGAUCCUACAGUACUGGCCGUCACCGCUGCCUCCGCUGACUCGCUCGUUCCUAGCCUCUGUCCUCCCCGAGAUUCUCGACAGUGCAGCUAUGCAGUACAACGGCGACGAUGAGACAUCGUUACUGAUGGCUGGCAUCUAUGACAUCCUCGAACAUCAUGGCCUAGCUGAUUCCUGUUCGGGUCGAGGGUCACGCCCUCUCAGCGUAUCGGACAAGGUGUACGCAGACCUAGUCCAAGAAGCCGUCCAGGACCACAAGGCUGCAGUCGUCAGAAGACUCAUCCUUGACCCUCGGUGGAAUCCCAACCAAUCAAUACCAUCAUGCCUCGACUCGGAGGAGCCGUUCCAAAAAUCCUCUACCAUACUUCACGACGCGGUCGAGUCUUGCGACGCAGACACGGCUUCCCUCAUUCUGCAGUCGGGAGAUGACGUCGAUGUUCACGUGCGUGACGAGUGUCAAAGGACGCCUCUGAUGCUGUCCGAGACACCUGACGUCCUCAGACUCCUCCUCAGCCAUGGAGCGAGAACGACAGACACGGACGAAGAUGGCCGCAACGUCUGGCACAUCGCAGCGGCAAACUCGGACAUUGGCAUGAUUGAUGCUCUCCACGCCUUUGAUGAGCACACGGACUGGAACUUGAGGGCAUUGAUGAAAAAUGGCCAAACCCCUAUUGCUCAGUCCAUCAUCUACCCACUGAGCAGGACGAAAAGAUUGGGCAUCUCUAAGCGUAAAGCUGCUGCCGGGGCGCUUCAUAUGCUCGAGGUCUGCGAACCAAACGCCGCUUACCUCCAGAGUCCAACUCCCCUCCUCUUCCUCGCCGUCGAGUGGGGCUCUUGCGAGUUGGUCCGCAAACUGAUUGAUUUCGGCGCCGACCCAUUCGAGAUGGGCGAUGACGGCCGGAACGCCCUACAUUAUCUCGAGGUCAAUGCUGGAGAGGAUCUUGUUGAGACGCUCUUGGACUUGCACGUCGAGCCUGUGUUGACAAAGGACGGGCAGUCACCGGCGGAAACCAUCUUCACGGCCUUCAACGAGUCGCUAUUUUGGGACCCAGAUCCAGAUAGACCAAUCAGGCGCCCCGUCAACCACCGACCGCUCGAUUUUGGCGCAUAUAACCGUCUAUUUACCGAUGAGGUGCUUGGCUCUCGCAACAGCGAAGGCUCCGGGCUCUGGGAGCGCUUCGCUACCGGCGUCCUGGGUACAUGGGCUUCUAAGUGGCCGCCAGGCUCCAAUGUCUGGGAGUCUUUGCAAACUGCCGUGGAUUGUUUGGUCGAGAAGGCAAUCCCAGUCAGAUAUGAAGAGGAGACGGGCAAAUGUGCCCUGGUUCCGAUUCUCUCGGCCUGGAUGGAUUACGCUACAACUCACGACAAGUGGCCCGUACGGUUGGGGGAGAUGCUCUGUUCAAUCCUGCGGGUGUCGACCAAGGUCGAGAGCUUCCAACAAUCGCCGGCUGCAGUACAGUGUCUCAAGCUGGCCGUUGAACAGGAGCAUAGAGACGUCGUUGUGAUGCUGCUCGACCUGGGUGUCUCAGUACACGCACGACAUGAGUCCGUCUCGGCUCUCGAGUCGGCAUGCUUGCCGGAAUCAACUUGUCCGCCAGCCAUUUUUGACAAGCUUCUCGAGCAUGCAGACCCGAGCAAGCUGAACGAUGUCGACGGUUUCAGGUCCCACUUUCUCUUCCGACUCCUCGACGAUGGGGUCUCGCAUCGCACGCAUAAGCUGUCGGCCUUGGUGGACAAAGGAUGCGACCCCAACGUGCUCACUCCCGCCGGGGCGCCCAUGGUCAUGGCUUACAUAAAGAACCGCGAGACCAACGCCGCCAUCAUCUUGCUCGAAAAGGGUGCGAAUCCGGCAUUGUCCUUGCCGAGUGGAUUGGAUGCAGCGCUGGCAGCCGCCUCGCGUGGCGACUUGAUCGUUCUGGAGAAGAUCAGGUCCAUCAGUAGCACUGAUGGCCAUCCCUGGGGUAAAUGUUGCACAUACGACUUCUCUCGAGUCGUUGGUCCGAAAGUCGUCCCAGAAAUGGCAAGGCAAUGGCGCUGCAACGCACUCCAUCUUGCAGCUGCCCACGGUCAUGCGGACGUGCUUCAGUUCUAUCUCGGAUUUCCAGACCUCGAUGUGGAAUCCCAAACGGCCGAUGGCUGGCGGCCGCUUCACUUUGCCGCCGCCUGCGCCGUCGACGACGGAUCGUGCGUUCGGCUUCUUCUGGAGCACGGCGCAGACCCAACGGCGACGUUGCCAUUCCCGAUGAACCAGAACCCCCUGAGUCUCGCAUCCCUCUCAGGUGCCACUGAAGCUGUACAACUGCUCCUCGAUGUCGGUCCGAAAAAUUUCAGCCGGAUGAACAUUCCAGCUGCCUUUGUGGAAGCUUUCCGAAGCGGCGAGCCGAAUCUGAUGGAGCAGUUUCUACCCUUGAUGCAUAAAGUAAUCAUGGCAUCAGCUGGGAACACCGGCCAAACCAGUGUCCUGGGCGCCGUGCUGGAGUUGUGCAUCCAAAAUGGCUAUGAGCAGUUGGCGGCUCAAGCCAUGACGAUGGUCCGACCCGAGAUCAUGAACUCGAUCAGGAUGCGCUGUGGACGAUGCUCGCCUCUCGUCCUUGCGGCGGCUCAGGGCCGGUUCACUCUCGGCGAAAUAUUUCUCGACCAUGGCAUGACCGCCUGGAAUCUCGUCGAUCGGUGCUCGCAUCUUUCCGUCAUAUCCCAGCGCCUGCACUAUCCUUGUACCGCUCUGCAUAUAGCGCUCAUGCGGCCGAGCCAUCUCCCAAGCACGGGCACGGAGGAAAGGUUUGUCAGACGACUCCUCGGUGUGAUGGACUGGACGCGCCACGAGCUUAGUCCCUUUCACUAUGCCGCCGCCAGCGGCGUGCCAGACAGGGUCCGUAUGGUUGUCGACUGGAUCAAACGGUCCCCCGAGCAUCAUCCGAGACUUCUCCACGGUGUGCAACCGUUUUCUGCGAACGAGGAUGCGGAAUCAGGCGAUCAGGAUCCUUCAUGGGAGUUCUCUGGAAAGGGUGCAGUCGACGCCAUCAUCAAACAUCACGUCAACAAACGCGUUGCCUCGCCCGAUCUACAGCCCAUGUUCCGCCUCGGCAUGACCCCACUGCUGGUUGCAGCGGAGGAGACGAAUAUCGAGGGGAUUCCCAGCUUCGAGAUGAUGGAGGUCCUCCUGGACCACGGCGCAGAAGUCAACGUGUCCGACUUGGAGAACUCAGACACGCCACUUCACGGGGCCGCGAUGGUCAACCGCAUAGACAGCGCCAGGCGUCUUCUGGAGCACGGGGCGGACCCCAACCUCUGCAACUUGAAUUCUUUUACCCCGCUGACCGUGGCCGUCCGGCGAGGCCACUUGGAGAUGGCGCAGCUGCUGGUAGAGCGUGGCGCCGACGUCCACGCCCGCGACAUCGACGGCAUGAGUCUACUUAACGCCUGCGCCGACGCCUCGGAUCACCCCGAAAUGUUCAUCUGGCUCAUGAGCCUCGGCCUUGACCCUUGCAAGCCCGACGGGACCGGUUAUACGCCGCUCCACAAAGUGAUACUGAACAACGCGUUUCCGGGCCUGGUCUUCAACCACGGGCUCGACUUUUCCAGGGUCAGGGACGUACGCAAGGGGUUCCUGUCGCUCGUUAUCAAAUCGCAUCACCGAAGAGCCGACGGUACGCUGCGGAGGCUGUUCAAGCGGCUGCCGCGGGAAAAUGCGCUGGAGCUGGCGAACUCGACUCCAGGAGCGUUUUUCAGCCCGCUCUGCGUCGCCGUGGUUAGGAAUAGGCUGGAUUGCGUGUCUACGCUGCUUCGGCACGGGGCGGAUAUCGACGCCGAGGGUUCAGCAGAGGGCUCGGCGCUCAUGGUUGCUUGUACCAGGCACAAGCUGAAGGCCGUGAAGUUACUUGUGCGGAGUGGCGCCAGCAUCUCGUACCAAGCCAUGGUUGACGGGGUGCCUGUCUUCAGGAGUGCCCUGGAGUCUGCGAGGCCGUAUCCGCGCGUCGUGCGCUGGCUCCUCGUGGAUCGACACGCUCGUCUGAGGAGUAUUGAGAGUGUUUCGGAGGAUGUGGGAGAAGCAGAGGUGAAGCCGUGGAGCGGAGGACGGGUUGCGGGAUAUGAGCUCUCGGGCGUUGGCAUCAACACUGGGCGGAGGGUUGGGGAGACUGGGCUAGAGUAUCUGAGGCGUCUGGAUCGGAUUCGGUGGAGUUUGAGGGGGCAGACGAUUCAGGUGGUGGCAUUGCGCUGA
Colletotrichum destructivum is the source of this 5436-nucleotide messenger RNA. RefSeq names its product Putative ankyrin repeat-containing domain superfamily. NCBI's taxonomy places the organism in Eukaryota, Fungi, Ascomycota, Sordariomycetes, Glomerellales, Glomerellaceae. The record is from RefSeq and is a predicted model, not a curated record. Gene Ontology annotation, molecular function: protein binding. The transcript has a single exon. Bases 1 to 5436 code for a protein of 1811 amino acids.